This is a messenger RNA of Neurospora tetraspora, 803 nucleotides long. RefSeq lists its product as uncharacterized. The coding region runs from base 180 to 629 and encodes 149 amino acids. Lineage: Eukaryota; Fungi; Ascomycota; Sordariomycetes; Sordariales; Sordariaceae. The record is from RefSeq and is a predicted model, not a curated record. The transcript is spliced from 2 exons.
GGUGACGCAGCUCUUCCUGUCCACGACAAGUGGCCAGCCCAUGCCACUGCAUUCAACUCACCGAACACUGAUAUCCUCAAGCUUCGACCUCGGCCGUUACACGCCUUUACGAACGCUUUCUCGUCGGCCGAGGAGGUCUGGCUACUGAGUACAUAGCCCAGCCUCCUCACACUCUCGGCAUGGCCAGCGCCCAUCAUGGGCUCACUCGGCACUACUAUCUCCCGCCCAUACCCAACCUUCGUGAAUUGGAGGAGGCCAUCGAGGCACUUGAACGGCCGGCAGCGCCUGAUCAAGUCGAACCGGUCAUCAUCAAGACCGUCAACGCCGUCAACGCCAACGUCAACAGCGCCGCCAACGCCAACAACGCUAUCAACACCAACAACGCUGUCAACACCAACAACACUGUCAAUGCCAACAAGGCCACCAAUGUCAACAGCACUGCCAUGGUCAACACCGCUGUCAACGCCAACAACGCUGUCAACGCCAACAAGGUCACCAAUGUCAACAGCACCGCCAUGCCGGCCAUGGUCAACAGCACUCUAUGGUUAGGGGUCACAACGCUGCCAACGUUAACCAAGGAUGACCUCCAGAAAAUGGACCACACCGAACUCUUUCUCGGGCUUCCCUAGCAACGGUCUCUCCAACACUCGGCCUUUCCGGCAAAACAAACUUUUCGUCUCAGCAGCACAAUGUCUGUUGUGUCCAUUGGGUAGGCUGAGAGGCCCUCCAACGUGCAGCUCGGUCGUUGUGGCUUGCCUAGGCGGGCUACGGAAAUGCAGUCUUCCGCGGCUUCCAGCUUUUAG